Messenger RNA from Bemisia tabaci, 4042 nucleotides. It is a transcript of the gene Shark, whose product is annotated as SH2 ankyrin repeat kinase. Gene Ontology annotation, biological process: protein phosphorylation. Gene Ontology annotation, molecular function: ATP binding; protein tyrosine kinase activity; protein binding. NCBI's taxonomy places the organism in Eukaryota, Metazoa, Arthropoda, Insecta, Hemiptera, Aleyrodidae. The record is from RefSeq and is a predicted model, not a curated record.
CAUAAAACAUAAAUGGACCAGCCCGAAAUCAAAACAAAGUAUCGUACUGUCAGAAUUUUCAUGUCAUUAUCAUUAGAUUUUGUAUGGUUUUGUGAUUUUUCUUCCUCUUCAUUGGAUUGAAGAUUCGCUAGUUUCAUGAGUGAUUUUUUUCACGCUCUUCAGAGAUAGCACCUGGUUCUCAUGAGAGUUUUUCCAUACCACAAUGUCCGAUGAACGGAAAAAAUCAAUAAAUUACUAUCAUGGAAAAUUGUCUAGGGAUGAAGCUGAGUCAAUCCUUAAAAAUCAUGAAAACGCUGAAAAUGGUCUUUUCCUCAUUCGACUGAGCUCAACUGAAGUGGAUUAUGUUCUCUCUGUGCUGAGAGACAAUAAUGUCAUCCACUAUCAGAUUUUUCGCCACGGUGAAGACGCGUUUUUCUCGGUGGAAGAGCAAACUGUCAUCCAUGGCCUAGAAACUUUAGUUGAGUACUAUCAAGGAGAUGGUGCCAACGGUUCUGUCUGUCAGCUGCGGUCCUUUGUUGAAAAGGAUCCACUUCCCCAUGAUACUCGGCGGCAUGGAAUAACAAAUCUACUACAUCGCGCAACGAAAGAAGGAAAUACCGUGAUUGUGUCUGAAUUACUGAAGUCAAGGACGCGAAAUCUUGACGCCAAAGAUGAAACAGGACAAACAGCAGUUCAUCUGGCAAGUCGUGUCAGCAAAGAUGAAAACAGAAUCGAAAAGGAUGAAAUUUUAGAAAUGUUACUCAUUGCGGGGGCCAGUGCCAACUGUCGAGACAUUGACGGCUACACACCUCUGCAUUACGCUUGUCAAAACAAUUUACCGUCCACAGUAAGGAUUUUAGUUGAAGUUGGUGGGGCAAACCUUCAGUUGAGACACCCUGAAACAGCUUGGGUCCCCCUCCAUGAAGCAGCUAGCAGAGGUUUUGUGGACGUCGCUCUUGUGCUCUUAAGUCUAGGCGCUCCCACCAGGCCUCGAACAAUAGACAAUCUAACUCCAGCUUUAUUGGCACGUGCAAACAAACACUUCAAAUGCGAGGACUUGCUUGCUCAGCACCGAAAUCCUGAGCCAAAGAACACAAGGGCCAAUUGGUUCCAUGGAACAUUAGAGCGGAAUGAAGCUUUGCCUAUAUUUGAGCAAAAUGGUUUUAUUGAUGGCAUGUACCUUGUACGAUUCAGCGUCAAGUCAAAUAAUCAUGUUUUAACAAUGUGUUGGAACAAAAAGAUGCUGCAUUAUCAAAUUUUAAAACAGGGUGACUUUUGGUUCAUUGACAACGGCCCAUAUCUUGACUCGCUGGAGCACGUAAUUGAACAUUAUUCCAAAUUCUCGGAUGGUCUGCAGAUGUUACUCACAAGACCCAUUCCACCGGCUCCAAAACCGCCUGUACCAAGUUUUCCUCAAAAUUUGAAUAGACUGACCCCAACAACACUUCCAACAAAACACCGGAGAUCCAGAGAAUCUAGCACUGUUUCUGAGAAAAAACCCUCUCCGCUUCCAUCGUCUCUGUCUCUUCCACGACGGUUGAAACCAUUGCCAGCCAGUCCGUUAGGCCACCCUGUCAAUGGUCAUUCAGCUAGUCCAUUUCCCUUGUCUCUCCCUUGUGAAAAGAAAACCGAGAAAGACUUUUUUAUUCCAUAUGAGAAUAUCAUAUUAGAAGAUACCCUCGGUGAAGGGGAAUUUGGGUCUGUCUACAGAGGUAUCUAUCAAACAAGAGAAGGAUACGAAGAACCAGUAGCUGUUAAAACGUUGCACAAGAAGUACAUGCUCUCCAAUAAAGAUGAAUUUCUUCAAGAAGCCAAAGUUAUGAUGAAUCUGAAUCAUCAUUGUAUCGUUAAGUUGAUAGGAAUUUCGCGAGGAGAGUCACUCCUCAUGAUUCAAGAGCUGGUACCACUAGGGUCAAUGCUGAUGUACCUAAUAAAGAAUGCCUCAACAAUUCAACCUCGCAGCGAUCUUCAUUUAUGGGCGUCUCAAAUAGCUUGCGGGAUGCAUUAUCUUGAAGAGCAGAGGUUUGUUCAUCGUGAUUUGGCAGCAAGGAACAUCUUACUCGCUUCGAGGAAUCAAGCAAAAAUCUGUGAUUUUGGCCUCUCUCGAGCCAUGCAAGGGAAUCAGCAAAAUUACACCGCUUCACAGGGAGGCAGAUGGCCAAUUAAAUGGUAUGCUCCAGAAUCGUACAACAAUGGAACGUUUUCCAGUGCCAGCGAUGUGUGGAGUUUUGGUGUGACAUUGUGGGAAAUGUUUUCCUUUGGACAACCUCCGUAUGGUGAUAUGAAAGGCGACGAGGUGAUCAAUUUUGUGGAAGGAGGUAGCAGGCUACCGAGACCAGACAAAUGUCCUUUCGAAGUGUACCAAAUAAUGGAACAGUGUUGGUCAUACAAUGCUCGUGACCGUCCUAAAUUUGAGCAGCUAGCCAGCUUCUUCAUCCCUCAGUAUACCAAUAUGCAUGACCUCAUUCUGAAAACCGACAUCAGUUAGUACCCUUGGUUUUUCUUGUUCAUUGGUGAUUACAUGAUUAAAGGUAAUUUCAAAGUACCGCCUUCACUGGGAAAUUUUGCGACUUGUGCCAAUUUAUACACGCAAUCAUGAAAUAGAGAAAAGAAAUGAGUUCAAUAAUAACCAUAAACUUUUUGUGCCUUUUCUUCUCUCUUUAAAGUUGUUUUUUCAUAACUGUUUUGGGCAGCAUUUAUCAACGUAUUUAUAGUCCAAGAAUAAUUUUUUAUUGAAGCACCUAUUUUCCCAGGGAAAUCAGUCAAAGGGGGAGGGGGGUGUGAUAGCAUUUUUUGACGUAAGCCAUAAAACUGGUUCUUAGUUUAUCGACACCGUUUGUAUUGAACUUCAAAAACUAGAUUCAAGAUGGAACCAUAUAUAAUUGUAAAAACAAUGUAACAAAGAGUGAGUCAGAAUAAUGAAGGAGCCAUAACGAGUUGGAGCAUGGCAAGAAACUCCAACUCGUCAAAGAACUUUCUGAAAUGGCAGGCAUAUUUUACCAUGCUUUAAUCCUUUCUUCAAAGCCAAUUUCAGAUUCAACUUUUUAAAAUUUAACUCUACAAGUUUGAAUUUUUUAAUCUUUGUUUUUCGGCAUCAUUUUAAAAUUGGCAGUGCCACCAAUACUUUGUAAGGCUCCACUUGUGUUUUUUAUACUACCAGUCUUUUUCCGCUGCUAUUAUGUGGACUCCUGUUGAAAUUGAUUCUGCAGAGAGAAGUCUUAUUCAAUUGGUAGUAUUUUUCACCAUGCAAAUUGUUCUGAUUGAGAUAAAAAAUGGAUUUCAUAAAAUUACCCAUGCUUCAGAAAGUCGUGCAGAUUAAACGUCAAACUUCCCACUAAAUGUCUAAUGUGUUUCACUUUAGCCUAAGGAUGUCUGAUUUUCAAUUUACAACUUAUCAAAUCAAAUCAUGGCUAUCUCAAAGUAGGGAGGUGAUUUAUCGUUCACUUUAGGCUCAUUUGAUCCUAAAUUUUUGGGCAUUUAUCCAUUAAGUCGAUUUUGGACAAAUGGCGGCAUUUUAUGACCGAACUAAGAGUGAACGAACACAGAUUUCUCUAUCUGAUCAAUAUAAUUAAUAUUGUGCCAAUUGUUGUUUAAAUAUUUGCUAAAGGUAUGUACAGUGGAAUAUUCAGGAAUUUCUAAAUCGACAUUCUGGAGAGAAAAAUGGCAUAUUGUUUCAUUUUGUCAGAAUUCUAAACAAAUCAGCCACAGUGUCUGAUGUUAGACCAACAGUGAAUGUGACAAACUGGAAGUGAUUUGCUAUCAUGAUUUUUUUUUUGCUGUGAUGCAUCUCAGCAUUGUCCUUUUUUUCGUUUUUUCUUGCGCAAAAGUUAUUUUCAUAGGCCCCCAAAGUUUUCUCACUGGGACUUAUCAUUUAGUGUCUCUUAAGAAUUCAUAUGGCUAUUUUUCAUCAGUAAUACAUUUCUUUUAUUCUAAACAGAUGAAUGAGUUAUGUAUAACCAACGUUUUUUUCAGCAUGAUUCUCCUUGUUUGAAGAUAAUUUUUGCAUUGAUAAUGCAAAAUUAAUGCUGUCAUAUCCAUGUCAAUAAAAAAGACAAGCGGGAAA